Pedinophyceae sp. YPF-701 is the source of this 543-nucleotide messenger RNA. The record is from the annotation of a GenBank genome assembly. Lineage: Eukaryota; Viridiplantae; Chlorophyta; Pedinophyceae.
AUGGCAGCCAGGGCGCACGAAGGCCUCUUCGUGUACGGCACGCUCACUGACAGCGACAUCGUGCGGAUCCUCCUCGACCGUGACCCCACAACAGAAACCGCCACGCUCACGGGCUACCGCCGCUACGGGCUGCGCGGGCGGGCGUACCCGGGGUUGGUCCCAGAAUCAGGUGCCAGCUGCACUGGCACGCUGAUCACGGGUCUGUCCGAGAUCGAGGAGUUCAUCCUCGACGAGUACGAGGACACGGACUACUACCGCAAGGACGUCGAGGUCACGACCGCCUCGGGCCGCACCGCCGUGGCCGUGGCGUACGUUUGGAAGGAGGAGGGGGAGUGCGAGGGGGAGUGGACCCUCGAGGACUUCCAGGCCAGAGACAAGCCCCCUUACGUGGCAAUGGUGCACGAGUUCAAGAAGGAGAUCGACGAGGUCGUGCGGAAGCGCCUCGAGGGCAGCGGGACGGAGCAGGACGGCGGGGACGACGAGGGCUCGGUCCACCGCGCCCAAAAAAGCUAUUUGGAAAAAGGCGCCGUGCAGAGCACGUAA